Molecule: messenger RNA, 2688 nt
Organism: Gossypium raimondii (Peruvian cotton)
Lineage: Eukaryota; Viridiplantae; Streptophyta; Magnoliopsida; Malvales; Malvaceae
Exons: 3
Coding region: 1-2688 (895 amino acids)
Molecular function (GO): zinc ion binding; nucleic acid binding
Source: RefSeq, a predicted model, not a curated record
AUGUCUCAAAAUCCCGAGCAAAACUUGGCGGAAAGGACUGAAAGACAACCGCUAAGAAAUGUUGGAGGAGGAGUUCCCGAUUUAGGUCAACAAGCCCUCUUAAGGGAAUUCCAACGAAUGCUUCGAAGUGAACUUGAAUCUAUUAAUGAGAGACUCGAUCGAGUGGAAGGAGGACCAACACGAGAAGGAACCCCUCAAGGACCGAGAAGGGAGCGAGGGCGAGCAAGUCCUUUCGUGGAUGAUCCCUACGAGCCAAGCGAGGUGGAAAGUGACCAAGCGUCGAAUCAAAGCGAGAGACGACGAGGUCAAAGGAAUAGGGGUCCUAGAGAUCGAGGCCAAUUUGAUGAUGAUUUAAAAAGUAUUAAGCUAUCCAUUCCUCCCUUUCAUGGGAAAUCUGAUCCGGAAGCUUAUCUAGAAUGGGAGAGAAAAAUCGAGAUGGUCUUUGAGUGUCACAACUACUCGGAGAGAAAAAAGGUGAAAUUGGCGGCAAUCGAGUUCUCCGAUUACUCAAUGAUAUGGUGGGAUCAACUCACAACGAGUCGAAGAAGGAACGGGGAGCGGCCAAUCUCAUCUUGGGCCGAAAUGAAAGCCGUAAUGCGUAGGAGAUUUAUACCUUCUUACUAUUAUCAUGAACUUUAUCAAAAGUUGCAGAAUCUUACGCAAGGAAAUCGAAGUGUGGAGGACUACUUCAAAGAAAUGGAGAUUGCCAUGAUACGUGCGAACGUGGAAGAAGAUCGCGAAGCAACCAUGGCUCGAUUCUUAGCCGGACUUAAUCGUGACAUAGCCAAUGUGGUGGAGCUUCAACACUACGUUGAUAUUGUUGACAUGGUGCAUGUUGCUAUCAAAGUUGAAAAGCAAUUGAAAAGAAAAAGUUCUAGCCGAACCUUUCCUAGCACCAACAAUCCUCAAAGGUGGAACCAAGGCACGGGUAAGAAAGACUUUUCUAAUCGUACUAAGGAUCAAUCUUUGUCUUCUAAGAUGAACAAACCCGUUGGCGAAACUAGCAAGGGCAAAGAAGUUGCCAUUCCGAAUCGAUCGAGAGAAAUAAAGUGCUUCAAGUGCUUAGGGAGGGGCCACAUUGCGAGUCAAUGCCCUAACCGAACCAACAUGAUUGUGCGGGCUAAUGGAGAAAUUGAAUCGGAAGAAGAAGAUGACGAAGAACCCGAUGAAAUGGUCGAAAAGGAAGAAGAGGAUGAACUUGAAUACGCCGUUGAUGGCGAAAUUCUCGUUAUUAAACAAAGCCUUAGUCUUCAUAGUGUUGAAAAUAAACAACAAAGGGAGAACAUUUUUCAUACACGUUGCCAUGUGCAAGGCAAGGUGUGUAGCUUGAUCGUGGAUGGCGGAAGUUGUACAAAUGUGGCCAGCACUUUAAUGGUUGAAAAACUCGGCUUGCCAACAACUAAGCACCCUCAACCUUACAAACUUCAAUGGCUUAACGAUGGAGGGGAGUUGAAGGAAGACAUUCCUAAUGGGUUACCGCCCAUUCGAGGAAUAGAACAUCAAAUUGAUUUCAUUCCCGGAGCCUCUAUUCCCAAUCGUCCAGCUUAUCGUACAAAUCCCGAAGAGACCAAAGAAUUGCAAAAACAAGUCAAUGAACUUAUGGAGAAGGGAUAUAUACGAGAAAGUCUUAGUCCAUGCGCCGUACCAGUUUUAUUGGUGCCAAAGAAGGAUGGAACAUGGCGUAUGUGCGUAGAUUGUCACGCGGUGAAUAAGAUCACUAUUAAGUAUCGACAUCCGAUACCACGACUUGAUGAUAUGUUGGAUGAAUUGAGUGGUGCUCGAUUGUUUUCUAAAAUUGAUCUAAAGAGCGGAUACCACCAAAUUCGGAUGCGUGAAGGGGACGAGUGGAAACCGCUUAAGACGAAGCAUGGACUCUACGAGUGCACCUUGGCAGCACCUUUAACUAGUGUGAUCAAGAAGUCUUCUGCCUUCUAUUGGAAUGAGGAACAAGAAAAAUCUUUUAUUGCUAUUAAAUCGUGUUUAACUAAUGCUCCAUUACUUGUGUUGCCUGACUUUGCUAAAAUGUUUGAAGUUGAAUGUGAUGCAUCAGGUGUCGGAAUUGGAGCUGUUUUAACACAAGAUGGAAGGCCCGUGGCAUACUUUAGUGAGAAGUUAAAUGGAGCCGUUCUCAACUAUCCGACGUACGACAAGGAAAUGUAUGCUCUAAUUCGAGCUCUCGAGACAUGGCAGCACUACUUAUGGCCAAAAGAGUUUGUCAUACACUCGGAUCAUGAGGCGUUGAAACAUAUCAAGGGACAAGCAAAAUUGAAUAAACGACACGCCAAAUGGGUAGAGUAUUUAGAAUCUUUUCCUUAUAUCAUCAAAUACAAAAAGGGUAAGGAAAACAUUGUGGCUGACGCAUUAUCUCGACGAUAUACUUUAUUAUCACAUUUGGAUGCAAAGUUGCUUGGAUUUGUCUUUUUAAAAGAAAUGUAUGUUGACGAUGUUGAUUUUGGUGCUAUUUAUAAAUCCUGUGAAAACAAAGCUGUUGAUAAGUAUUUCAGGUUUGAUGGUUUCCUUUUCCACGAAAGUAAGCUUUGUGUGCCGCAAAGUUCAAUAAGGAAAUUAUUGGUAAUCGAGGCACAUGGUGGUGGACUUAUGGGCCAUUUCGGGGUGGCUAAGACGUUGUCAACCCUCCAUGAGCAUUUCUUUUGGCACAGGAUGAGAAAAGAUGUUGAGCGGUCGUAG